Molecule: messenger RNA, 4912 nt
Organism: Saccostrea echinata
Lineage: Eukaryota; Metazoa; Mollusca; Bivalvia; Ostreida; Ostreidae
Product: G patch domain-containing protein 8-like
Exons: 8
Coding region: 346-4155 (1269 amino acids)
Cellular component (GO): nucleus
Source: RefSeq, a predicted model, not a curated record
GCUUGGAUAAACUUAUACAGACAAGAAUACUGAGUGAAAGAAAAAUAAAGGCACUUUUUCUGGACAUUUCAGAAAUAUAAGGUGGCGUUGAUAAUUUGAAGCCUACAUAGUGUUUUUCUGCUCGGCCAAAAUAAGUCAGGAGCGGAUCUCAACUCUUGAAAGAUAGUGGUGGUGGUAUUGAUUCCAGCCUGUUAAUUUGUAUUCACCAGGACUUUGAUUGAUGACAAAGAAAACAAUGAUGAAGUCUAUGGUGACAAGGCCAGUUCCUGCCCAGUCCAGCAACAGUGACGGGAACAAAGUAGGGGAGACAACUGCAAAAGUUAACUCAGACUCGUUUGAUCCUGGAUGAGAAAAUCUGAUGUUAAAAGUAAAAUUACAGUCAAGUCUGAAUCACAGCCAAGUGCUCCAUUGAAAGAGGAAAAACGCAGACGGAUCACAGUGGGACGAUUAGACGUCAGCAAACCAGUGGAAAAGACAGAUGCCAAGCCCAGUGGUGGAAACUCGCCCAUAUUUGAGGUGGAGCAACCACUUAAAAGUGGAGCUAAGAAACAAGAUGAAGUCAGAGGGAAGGACGAAACCACCCUAGAGGUUGAAAAUGACCUAGAAAAGGAGAAGAAUUCUGCUGCAGUUUCCUUUUCUUUUAAGAAAAUGGGAAGUAAAGUUGGAUCUUCUGCAGCAUUUCCAGAGGAGAAGGAAGAAGAGGUCAACGGUGAAGAGGAGUCCAGGAACAGCAAUAGCACACCAUCUCCCAAAGAGCAGGCAAAACCAGAGGAACCAAGAGAAAUUAAUUCAUUCAGACCAGUUUUGAUGGAAAAUUUUUUAAAAGUGAUGAGUAAGGAUGAAAUUACAGAAUUGGAUUGGCCCACUGAAAUGGUGAAGGUCACCACCACUGAACCUCGCAUUAGUUUCAGCUGUAACCCCCUUUCCUUUGACUUCAGUGAGUUAUUGUCCGGAAAACCUGCAUCAAUGGAGAAAUUUAAAAAUGACAUUACAGCAUUGCAGGCCGUUAAGACUGAAUCUUCAGUGGAUGAGAGGGGAGAUGGAGAGAAGAUGGAAGAAGAUCAAGAGGAAAAAGAGAAAGAGGAGAAGGCAGGGUCUUCCAGACGUAGUCAUAGCAAGCACAAGAAAAAGCGCAAGAAAAAGAAAAGUAAACACCUUAAUGAAUCAAAGGAAAAUGUCAAUGAGAAAGAAGAAAAAGAAUCUGGCAGUAAAGAAAAUGGAAAGAAAUCAAAGAAGAAAAAGAAGAGAAAGAAGAAGCAUAAAAGCUCUAAAGACCAGGAUGAAAAGGCAGAAGGGAAGAGCAAAAAUGAGAAAAUAACUGAGGGGGUAGACAGUAAUGAUAAAGGCCAUGACUCGGAGGCUGAAGUGGGUGAUGUUGAAGACAGUAUUGAUUCUGAUUUGGAAGACAGCAAAAGUAAAAAGUCCAAGCACAAGAAGAGAAAGAAAACCAAGAAGUCAAAGAAGAAGAAAAAGAAAUCACAUCAUGAUGAUGAAGAAGGUAACAAAGAGAAAGAGAAAAAGAUAAAAGAGGAAAGUGAUUCAUCAGAUGAGGAGAAAGUGGCAGAAGUUGAAAAACCAAAAAGGGUGAAACGUAAAGGAAGUGUGAAAUCUGGUAGUGGUGAUGAAAAUAACGUGGAUAAGAAAAUAGUGAAAGAAACACAGAAGCAAACUGUAAAAAGUGAAAAGAAACGUAAGCACGACACAGAUGAAAUGACAUCUGAUGACUCUCCAGUAAAAAGCAUAAAACAGUCUCCAUUAGAUAAAAGUAAAAGCUCUCCAGCUGCAGCAAAGGAACCAAUAGCAGCUAAAAAGAUCAAGAAAGAUCCAGGAAGUGGGUCUGAAAGGAAAAGCUUAUCUUCUCAGAGGAAGCGUCAGACCAGUGAGUCCAGUGCUAAUGCUACACCUGUGAUUGCAGCUAAGAAACAAAAGGUAACCCCGAAACAAAUGCCAGAGCCGGAUAACGUUACAGAGGAUACCUGGAGCAAAAUGGAGGAUAUGUUUGAAGCUAAGGUACCCAACAACCCAAAGUCCAAGUGGGAUACAAGUGAGAGUGAAACAGAACAACAGGAAAAGGUUGCAGAGAAGAAGAAAUCACAAAAUAAAACGGUAAAUAAGACUGUGUUGAAGAAAAGUGUACCUGAUACUUUGAAAGAGACGGUUGUUCAGGAAAGGAAAUCAAGAAAGUCGGAAAAGAGUAAGAGAUCAAGAAGCAGAUAUUCCAGUAUGGAUUCCCGCAGCAGAUCAAGAAGUCACAGUCACUCCAGUAGGAGUCACAGGUCAUCUUCUGGAAGUUAUUCAAGGUCAAGAAGCAGAAGCAGACGGUCCUAUAGUUCAUCUUCCUAUGACUCCAGACACUCUAGAUCCUACUCUAGGUCAAGAACAAGGUCCAGAUCUAGACGAAGACACCACUCUAGUUCUUCAUACAGCAGUUACUCUGAUUACAGUAGAUCAAGAUCCCGUUCAUCAAGGUCAUAUUCAAGUUCACGAUCACGUUCAAGAUCGAGAUCUUAUAGAUCCUAUACAAGAAGCAGAAGUAGAAGUUCUAGUUAUUCAAGGUCACGAUCAAGGUCAUACAGACGCUCAAGAUCUCGGCAUCGUUCUCGCACUUACAGUCAUUCAUCAAGGCAUUCUCAUUCAUCAGACACAGAAAGUCCCAAGAAACAUUAUAGAAUACGCAGUAGUGACGUAGAAAAAGCCAAACAAGAGGAUCCUCUUGAUAUUCCCUUGCCAAAUUUUAAUGAUGAAGAUAAACCUGCAGAAAAUCUUGUAAAGAAAAUCCAGGACAAAAAACAGCAACACUCAGACUUAGUGAAGAAAGGCAUUGAAGCAAGUAAGCAAGCUGAAAAAGAAAACAAAAAUGUGCCUGAGGGUACUGACUUCAAUGACAUUCCUUUACCUACAGCAGACACAACAAAAACGUCUACUGCAUCUGCAAAUCCACCCCCUCCUCCCCCAUCACAGCAGCAGCAGCAGCAGGAGAUAGGACCCUAUGGCAUGCCUAUUCCUCAGUAUGCAAUGCCUUAUGGACCUCGUGAUAGAAUGCCAGGACCGAUGCAUCCAAACAUGAGGUAUCCACCUCCUCAUGAUAUGAGAUAUGGACCUCCUCGAAUGGGGCCCAUGGGGCCAUAUGGACCUAGAAGACCACCACAUCAUGACAUGAGAUACGGGCCACCAAGAAUGGGCCCAAUGCAUGAUGGCUACCAUGGACCAAGAUAUCCACCAAUGAGGCCACCUCCAGGUUAUGGACAUCCUCCACUUCCACCACCAAAAUCUUCAACACCACCACCUCCAGAACCUCCUAAGGAGGAAGAAAAACCAGUCGAAGAAAUUGCUCCCAAUCCGUCCAUUGUUAUACCUCCUGAGCAGGCAGAGCAAUAUAAACGUCUCCAGGAGCAGGCUCAGAAACAUGCCAACAAACAAAUGAGGAGACAAAAGAAAAUAGAGGCUGGUGAACCUUUUAGUGAAUCUUCCGAGUCUGAGGAAGAGGAACCCAAAAAGGAGGAGGAAGAUGUAGACGGAUCUGAGGAUGCAAUUUCAGAAGAACUAGCACAAGGUUUAGUGGCUGUACCAUCUCCAUCACUUUCACUUGCUCAACCAACAAUUCUUAUAGCACAACCACAGAUGGCAGGCGUUGGAGGACUAACACUGGCCCCACAGCUAAUCCAAGCUGGGCACCCACAGCAUGUUCUUUUACAGCAGGGAAUGGCAUUACCCCAGGGAAUGACAUUACCACAAGGAGUGGCAUUACCACAGGGUGUGACUCUUGGACAAAAUGCUUUAGGACAAACAAUUGCCCUUUCUCAAGCAUCUGGUAUAAGUCUUUCACAAGCUGGUCAUCCUCUGUUUUCUGGAGCUCCAGUUUUUGCCCACCCAGCAGCCUCUUCAUCCAUAACAGCUCUAGCUGCAGCAGCUGCUGCUGGGGCCCAGCCCGCUCACUUGCCAUCUGCUUUACAAGCACAGAUGCCCUUAGGAGGUGUUCAUGUUGGACUCGCACAACCAACACUCAUUCAGCAUCCUUUGUUAGCUCAGCAGCAACUUGCUGCUGCUCAGCUUCAUGCAGCUACACCCCAUGUGCUUUCUGGAGGACUGCAACAUGCAACAGGACCUGUAAUAGUUGGGAACCGACUUUUACUGCCAAGUAUUGUAAGGCAGUAAUAGAGACUAACUCAGUGACCCAGUGCCAAGUUUAGUAUUAAUCAUAAUACAUGUAUAUGGAACAUGACAUUGUGAUUUUCUGAUCAUUGCUUUGAUGAAUGUCCCAUUUAUGCAAAAUACUGUGAAUAUAUGAAAUUGUAUUUAAAUACAUGUAUAUGUUGAGAAGCAUUGCAGUUGAUGCCUAGUCAGACAUUUUUAUGCAACUUGGACAUGGAGAUGUGUGCUUUUAUGUGAUACAUAUUGUGUUUCACAAAAAACAUUUCAUAUCAGUUUAUAUUGUGGUGUUCUGGUGAUUCAUGUAUGUAUGUGUGUGUGUCCAGACAGUGCUACAAUUUUAAUGUUUAUACAGUGUAUUUAUGUUUAUCACCAAGAUUUGUUUAAAGAUGAACUGAAUGUUUUUGCUGCUUAGUUUUAUAAAACAAUAUAAUUUGAUGGGGAAAUAUUCAUGUUCAUUAACAAAAGGCUCUUUAGGCACAUAUAUAUGUUAAUGCUUAGUAAAAUGAAAAAAGGGUUUUUUGUCAAAAGCUGUUUUUAUGUUUUUGGAUGAAACAUUCUUAUUUUCCUAGCAUGAUGUGUUCGUUGAAAGAUGUGUGAAUGAUAUUUUAUUGAUUGAUAGGGAUAUAAUAUUAGCAUGUAUGGUAAUAACAUUCUUUUGAAAGGAACACAAUUUUUUUUAUGUUUAUUUUGUUAAUGCCUUGUUACAACAUCAAUGUUGCUCAAAGCAAGAGAAACAUGGAAUAAAACAAGUACACCAAAA